AACUCAUUAUGAAUAACAUCAGCAAAAGUUGUUAAGCUGUUCACACAUAGAAGUCCACCAUUCUUUUUGUGUUCCUGUUUUAUUGACAACUCAAAAGUUAGAUGCUGCAAUACAUGAGUGGCGAUCAGAAGGUAAAAUAGCCGUCUGGCUGCAUAUUCCCAUCCUCCAAAGCCGAUUUAUUGCCCCUGCUGCUUCCCUGGGCUUCCGCUUUCACCAUGCAGAAUCGGACUCAUCAAUGCUGACCCUGUGGCUGGGAGAAGGGCCCAGCAGAUUACCAGCGUAUGCCACACAUCAAGUAGGAGUCGCAGGAGCUGUAUUUGAUGAGAGUACUAGAAAAAUAUUGGUCGUACAAGAUCGAAAUAAAGUGAAAAAUAUGUGGAAGUUUCCAGGAGGCCUGUCAGAGCCUGGAGAAGAUAUUGGAGAUACAGCAGUUCGAGAAGUUUUUGAAGAGACUGGUAUAAAGUCAGAAUUCAGGUCCCUCCUGAGUAUUCGACAGCAGCACAGCCUUCCCACAGCCUUCGGGAAGUCAGAUAUGUACAUCAUCUGCCGCCUCCAGCCACAUUCCUUCACCAUCAACUGCUGCCCGCAGGAGUGUCUCAGGUGCGAGUGGGUGGACCUGGUGGACCUGGUCAGGGCUGGAAACACAACUCCCAUCACCAGCAGAGUGGCCAGGCUGCUGCUCUACGGGCACAGAGAAGGGUUUGACAAGGUAGACCUCACCGUGGAGGAGCUUCCAGCAGCGUCCACAGGCCUGCUCUAUAAGCUCUAUCACAGGGAACUGCCAGAGGAGUGUGCACUGUGACAGGAGCGCACUGAACCCACACCGACGUGUGUUAGAAAUUUUAAGGAAACUGUCAAUGUUGAUUAAUAUAUGCCAGAUAAUAAAAUGUCAUGAACACUUGGGAUUAUUAAAUAUUUGAUGGUAAUUUUCUAAUGCCUAUGAUUUCCUUGUUGAAAAUUCACAUGUAAAGACACUUCAGAACCUUUUCAAAUAAUAUAAAUGUAAGAAAAACAUAAUCUAGGUAAUCUUCAUUGAGUAACAGCAGAUGCUAUAUAAAAAGAGAAAGUUUACACAUU
Molecule: messenger RNA, 1077 nt
Organism: Marmota flaviventris (yellow-bellied marmot)
Lineage: Eukaryota; Metazoa; Chordata; Mammalia; Rodentia; Sciuridae
Source: RefSeq, a predicted model, not a curated record